Messenger RNA from Sphaerulina musiva SO2202, 1582 nucleotides. RefSeq lists its product as uncharacterized. Gene Ontology annotation, molecular function: zinc ion binding; DNA-binding transcription factor activity, RNA polymerase II-specific. The transcript has 2 exons. Gene Ontology annotation, biological process: regulation of DNA-templated transcription. NCBI's taxonomy places the organism in Eukaryota, Fungi, Ascomycota, Dothideomycetes, Mycosphaerellales, Mycosphaerellaceae. The record is from RefSeq and is a predicted model, not a curated record. Bases 95 to 1582 code for a protein of 495 amino acids.
CUUUCUUUUUUCUUUUUCCUUUUUCCUUCUUCUUCUUCCUCUUCUCUCUCCCUCUCUCCUCAUAUCCCGUCAUGAAGAAGUGGAGGGCGACGGCAUGCCGCUGAGGAGUACAGGCUGCCUAAAGUGUCGCCAGCGGAAAAUCCGAUGUGACGAGGAACGGCCAGGUUGCAAAAGGUGCAGAAUCCAUGGCGUGGUGUGUCCCGGAUUCAAGACCGCCCGAAAAGGCGAUAUCGAAUUCGAGGAUCAGACAGACCAAACGGUUCAACGACUGCAGAUUGACGCCCAUGCUGCGCUGAAGGGACGGCGGAAGCCCGUUCGGUGGACGAGUUCAGAAGCGUCCACUCCAGAGGAGAAGCUGACGACGACAUUCACCUGGGCUGGCUUCGAUCUAGGCGCACAACAGCCAUUGCAUCGAACGGGCACGCCACCUGUCGCGCCUGUGAAUGUGGCACCAACCACGCCGAUAUGGUCGAUUCACUCGCCGGCAGCAAUGCGAGCGCAAUUGCACGGCAUGUUCCUCCAAUUAUACGUACCGCAAGACAUCCCCACUCACGGUCCCGGGCUGUGGUCGUCCAACAAGAGAUUUCUCCAUAGUUUGAUGGAACUUCCGUCGUCUGGCAGGGCCUCCUUAUCGCACGCAUUGGAUGCUUUGACUCUUGUCCAAAUAGGCUCGACAUACCGUAACCCGCAGCUCCUGAACACAGCCGUGGAAGCGUAUGGGAAGUCCUUACGAGGCUUAAGGAUAGCUUUGUCGAAGCCGGAGAAGCUCAAGGAUGACGCUGUACUGGCCACGACAUGCGUCCUCUCGUCCUGCGAAUUCUACACCCACUUCCGAGUCCAUGGGCACUCGUGGGUCAGCCACCAGCAUGGCACGCAGCGCCUUCUGGAGCAACGUGGGCCGGAAUCGAUUCUGAGCAGUCCAUUGGCUGUGCAUCUCUUCUAUCAGCUCACGACCGGAUCGUUAUUCAUGUCACUAUUAACGCGAAGACGCGAUCCGUAUUCCGCAGCAAAGUGGAGCGCUGUGGAAACAAAAGCCACUGACAUCCACGACGACCUCAGCGAGUCGAACCGGCUUGGACUUCGUCUUCCUGCACUCCUCGAGCGGCACGAUCGUCUCGAUUGGAAUCAUCCAGGAUGCUUGGCAAGCCUCGACCAUCUGCUGUUCGACUGUGAGCAAAUGGAGAUGGAGAUGAAAAGCAACCUCGCAACGGUGCACGCCCGAGAUGCCAUGGAAGAGAAAUCGUGGAUCGCGUUGGUGGAUAUCGAGUACUUCCACCCAUUCGCCGACUUGAUCGAGAACCACACCAUGACUAGAGCGUUCCGGUUCCCGAGCUUCCAGACGGGAUACAUCCACAGCUCUCACUGGUUCCGCAUGUUCAUGCUUCGGCAGACGAUCCGGUCUCUAUUCGACAUGCGUCAGCGAUUAGUGCCGGACUGGCUACCCCCUCCGAAGCGCGUCGUCCACGAAAAGGAACUCUUGUUUUACGUACUAAGUCUCUGCCGACUGAACAAUACUUUCGCGCCAACAGACACGGGCGAUGGGUAUCCUGGGUCGAGCACGUUUCCGCACGAGUCUUCAUGA